UCCCCGCUCCAAUACACCUUCCCCGCGCCCCUCACCUUCUCAAUCCCCGCCGACAGCUUCUUCGCGUCCAGCGGGUAGAAAUGGUCCGAGUAGAUGUCCACCUCCGGAAUAUCAAGAUGCGUAGUGUUGACACCGUACGUGCCAUCGAGGACUAGCUUGUGCGGGCCGAGACUCUUGGUGUACUUCGCGAUCUCCUGAACCCACGCGCGAACGUUCAUGUCGCCCCAGACGUUGCCAUAUAGCUCGUUGCCCGUCUCAUAGGCGAGGAUGGUGAGGUCUUGUGCGUAGGUGAGCCCGGUGUAGGGGUUCUUGUGUGUCAUGUGGAUGCGGAUGUAGUUCUUGAAGUCGUUGAUGAUCUGGCGGUUCGUGAAUAACUCGCCGACGAGGGGGGAAGCAUCGCUUUGCGUGAUGUUGAUGCCACGCCAGCGGAGGAAAUUGAAUCGGCCUCCGUGGUAGUAGUCCUGAAGUGCUGUUAGUAGGGUGUAAGGAAGAUAUUUUACGUACAAAAGCGUUAGUGAGAGGGAUAAUGAUUCUAAACCCGUGCUGCCUCGCCUGGAAAACGGCCCAGUCAACCGUCGCGAAGGCCUCCUCAUUCACCACCCCGAGAGUCGGCAUGAUGCUCAGCGGGUUCCCCAUGCUGACCCCCAACGUCUGGCUCCGGAUGGUCUUCGCCCCGAUCGUCACCAGCGUGUUCAUAACCUCCGUGAUGCGGCCGAGGGUCGGGUAACUCGCCUUGAACGGCUCGUAAAACGGCUCUCCAUCAGGCGGGAUCACGUUCUCGUCAAGGCCGAGCCAAUAAACAUUUGCACCCCCGCCAAUGUAACGUUCGCCGUUGAGCAGCAGCUGAGAGCCUUUACGCCUGACAUACGAGUUGCGCGCGAUGUUGGCGAGAGUCGGCUGCGCGAAGGUCGCGAGAAUCUCGGGCGUCAGGGGCGCGCCGAGUUUGGGGAAAGGCGAAGUGAUGAUCGGCUUAAAGGGGGCGAAAGUGCCGGUUCCUCAGGAGGAGAGGGAAGGCGUCCAGCUGUUGCCUCCGGGCAGAGCAGCCGCGGCGGAGACAAGCCAGGAGUGAGAGCUUCGAGAUGGACAUGAUGGCCAGUGAUGCCAUCGCGACUCAAUGGGAUGGAGAGAAUGACGGCGACGGGCCUUAACAACAGUACUUAUACUAACAGGGCUGCAAUCUCUCAAAUAAAAACAUACCUUUCCCCGCACAGUUCCAACAUAACGAGGACAUAAUAAUUCGGGGUCGUCCCUAUCCCCCAGUCCCGCUAAGGCUUCCCAAUGGCUAAAUUUCGUUCCUGUGCCUGUACGACCUGAAAAGUAAUAGCAGAUGCGUUAAAAAGGAAGCCAUAUACACCCAUGUCUCCGUCCCACCAGUCUCACCGGAGACACCUCCUGCGACAAAAAAUGGGCUUCAAAAGUUUGUGGCGCCGACGAUCAUUUUGGGGUACCACGGGAGGUGAAGAAGGAGGUCAGUGCAUCGAGGCUCGGGAGUUGGCGUUCCAGUGUUCCAGAAGAAUCCCCGAGGAAGCGACGAGCCGGUAAUCGGGAGAACCCCGUACUAAAGUUGCACCCCGCCAAACCCUCCCGAGGCGACUCCAAUCUCAAUUACCAAGCUCAACAACACUCCAAAAUACCCUCCCACCAGCCAAGAUGUUCACCGGCAUCGUUGAAAUCCUUGGAAUUGUCUCCUCCCUCAACCUCUCCGAUGCAUCCGGCGGCACCACGCUCGUAAUCUCCAACGCCGCCCCCAUCCUCAUCGACUGCCACGAGGGCGACUCCAUAAGCGUCAACGGCACCUGCCUCACUGUAACCUCCUUCACCGACUCCACCUUCACCGUCGGCGUCGCGCCCGAAACCCUGCGCCGCACGAACCUCGGCUCCCUCGCCCAGGGCGACUCCGUCAACCUCGAGCGUGCCGUCUCGUCGCACACACGCAUGGGCGGACAUUUCGUGCAGGGACAUGUCGACACUGUUGCGGCUAUUGAUGCGAAGACCCCGGAUGGAGAGGCCGUGACGUUCAGGCUGCGACCGAGGGACAAGGAGGUGAUGAAGUAUAUUGUUGAGAAGGGGUUUGUGGCGCUGGAUGGGGCGAGCUUGACGAUCACGAAGGUGGAUGACGUGGAGGGCUGGUUUGAGGUCAUGCUCAUUGAGUAUACACAGGAGCGAGUGGUGACGGUGGCGAAGCCGGUGGGUGGGGAUGUGAAUGUGGAGGUUGAUAUGAUGGGGAAGUACGCGGCGAAGAGUGUGGAGGGUUACUUUGAGGGAGGGGGUGUGCCGGAGGCGUUGCAAAAGUUGAUUGAGAAGAUUGUAGAGGAUAAGUUGGCGGCUUUGCAGGCAAAGUAGAGGAAUGCUCACUUGGCACCUUCCGAUGGUGGUCCUGUUGCAGAAGCCACAAAUCGCAAAUUCACAAUCGCGCUCAUCACCAAGCUUACGGGGACCCUUCUCGUCCUCGAUAGUAUCAAACUAAGCCUUGGUCAGCUUUGGUCAAGAGUGGAACUACAUCAGCUGAA
This is a messenger RNA of Pseudogymnoascus destructans, 2510 nucleotides long. RefSeq names its product Riboflavin synthase alpha chain (gene RIB5). The record is from RefSeq and is a predicted model, not a curated record. The coding region runs from base 1651 to 2343 and encodes 230 amino acids. Gene Ontology annotation, molecular function: riboflavin synthase activity. Gene Ontology annotation, biological process: riboflavin biosynthetic process. The transcript has 2 exons. NCBI's taxonomy places the organism in Eukaryota, Fungi, Ascomycota, Leotiomycetes, Thelebolales, Thelebolaceae.